UCAUUUCACUUCUCUCUGGCGCUCUCAAACGUGCUGGAGUGCAUCUUUUUCUGGACAACUACAUGAAGCCAAAAAGUAAAGACCUCAUACUAUCUAGCGUAAUCAAAGGAUCCAGAGUUUCUAUCGUAGUUUUCACUACCGAUUUUGCUUGUACAACCUGGAGUUUGAAAGAGCUUGAGAAAAUAAUGGAGUAUCGCAGCAGCAGAGGUCAGCAAGUUGUGCCUGUGUUCUAUGAGGUUGAUCCCAAGGAAGUGUUUAAUCAGAGUGGCCAUUUCGGAGAAGCUUUGUUGGCUACUCUGGCAAGAACUUCAACCAAUCAAGCCAAGGUGGUGAGUUAUAUGACCGCGCUAAAAGAAGCUGCUGCCAUUUCACCAAGGUUUCUCACCAAUUUUCGGGAUAGAAGCAAAACCAUAGAUAGUAUCGUUGGACAUGUUACCUCUUUGCUAGAUUCAACAGCCUUAUUCGUUGCAGAACAUCCAGUGGGAAUAAACUCUCACGUGCAAGAUUUGAUUCAACUGUUAGAUAAUAAGAAAUCAGAUAGUGUUUUCAUUAUGGCAAUAUGGGGUAUGGGAGGAAUAGGUAAAACAACAGUUGCCAAAAUCCUCUACAAUCAAAUUAGUCACAAUUUCGAUGUGAGGAAGUUUGUCCCAGACAUAGAUGAAAGGAUGGAGGAUUUCCCAAGAAGGUGGCCUUUGGGCAUUAUAGAAGAGGAGCUUCUUUUGUUUCUCAAAGAACAAGUUGCAACAAAAGCUUGCAAUUUCGACUCAACAAGUGUUAUAUGGUGGGAAGGAAUUCGUUGUGUAAAGGUAUUGCUUGUACUUGACAAUGUGAGAAGUGAAAAAGAGCUGGAGGUUUUGCCUGUAACUUGUGAAUGCUUUGGUCCUGGGAGUAUAAUAAUCAUCACCACAAGGACUAAACAUGAUCUGUUUAAUGAGAUUGGAAUUAAUCAUGUUUACAGACUGAAAGAAAUGGAUUACAACGAAUGUGUUGAGCUUUUUAGCCAGAGUGCUUUCAAGAAAGCAACUCCUGAAAGGACUUAUGCUGAUCUGAUUAAUCGUGCACUUGAAUAUUCUGAUGGAUUGCCGCUAGCUCUUGUCGCAGUUGGAUCUGUAUUAUUUGAAAGAAGUAGAGUAGAGUGGGAGAGUGUAUUGGAAAGGCUUAAAAGAUUUCCCCUUCAAGAUGUAUGGCAAGUUUUAAGAAAAAGCAUUGAUUCUUUGGGAUAUGAUAUGAAGCAAAUGUUUCUUGUGCUAGCUUAUUUGAGUCAUUUCUUUAUUGGAAUGGACCGAAAUGAUGUUACUCAAAUAUUACAAAAAGCUGGAUGUGAUGUGGUAGUGGCACUAAACGCAAUCAAAGGGCUUGAAGAUCAUAGUCUUGUGUCCUUUGAGAAGGACAAGUUUCGCAUGCAUCGUUUGAUACAAGACAUCGGAAGAGAAAUGUAUCUGAAAGAAUCAUCUAUUAAGCCUCAGCAAAGGCCUUAUGAUGUAUUCUUGAGCUUUCGAGGCAAAGACACUCGUUCCAAUUUCAUGUCACAUCUUCAUGCAUCUCUUGAAAAUGCUAGUAUCUAUGUUUUCAAGGAUGAUGAUGAGGAAGCAAGAGGGGAAAAUAUCUCACUUUCACUUCUAAAAGCAAUUGGAGAGUCUAGAAUUUCUAUCAUCAUUUUGUCACCAAAUUAUGCAGAUUCAAAAUGGUGCUUGCAGGAGUUGGAAGACAUAAUGAGAUGUUAUAAUAAUCAAACUCAAAAGGUGUUGCCAGUGUUCCACCAUGUUGAUCCAUCAGAAGUGCGAAAUCAAGCUGGUAGAUUUGGAGAGGCUUUUGAAGAAUUUAUAAAGAAAAACCCCCAAAAUAAAGUCAAAGAGCAGGAUUGGAGGAAAGCACUCCGUGAUGUAGGCUCCACUGCUGGAUUUGUUGUUCAAAAUUGGAGGAAUGAAAGUGAGGAUAUUAAGAAGAUUGUUGAACAUGUUACUCAUAUGCUAGACAUGAAUGAAUUGUUCAUUGCUAAUCAUCCAGUAGGAGUAGAAUCUCGUGUAAAAGAGCUGAUUGAACUACUAAAAAGCCAUCAUUCAGAAGAUCCUCUACUAUUAGGCAUAUGGGGCAUGGGAGGGAUUGGUAAAACAACCAUUGCCAAAGCAGUUUAUAAUAAAAUUUGCCGUCAGUUUGAUGGUCGAUGUUUCCUCUUAAAUAUCAGGGAAGUUUGGGAUCAAGAUAAUGGAGGCCUUCAUUUGCAGCAGCAACUUCUUUCUUCUGUCUAUAAGACAACAAAAAUAAAGAUACAGAACAUGGAAUCUGGAAAAUCAAUAUUAGAGAAAAGGCUUGGACAGAAAAGGAUACUUGUUGUACUUGAUGAUGUGGAUAAAUUGGAGCAACUUAAUGCUUUGGCUGCAAGCUAUAAAUGGUUCUGUCCAGGGAGUAUAAUAAUCAUCACAACAAGAGAUGAAAGACUUCUUAGUUGGCUUGAAAUUGACAAAAGAUAUAAAAUGGAAGGGUUGAAUGAGGAAGAAUCUAUUGAACUUUUCAGUUGGCAUGCAUUCAAAGAACCACGUCCUAGGAAAAAAUUUGCUACACUUUGUGGUGAAGUUAUUUCCUAUUGUGGGAAUUUGCCAUUAGCUCUUGAGGUCAUUGGGUCACAUUUGUUUGAAAGAGGAAUAAAAGAGUGGAAGAGUGUCUUGAACAAACUCAAAAGCAUUCCCAAUAAAGAAGUGCAAAAGAAGCUUAAGAUAAGCUUUGAUGGUUUAAGUGAUGACAAAGAUAGAGAAAUAUUCCUUGAUAUAGCUUUUUUCUUUAUUGGAAUGGACAAAAGUGAUGUCACUGAUAUACUAAAUGGUUGUGGACAUUCUGCUGGAAUUGGAAUAAGUAUUCUUUUGGAGCGAUGUCUUGUAACUGUUGACACUAAGAAUAAACUUCGAAUGCAUGGUUUGCUGAGAGACAUGGGAAGAGAAAUCAUUCGCGAGAGUUCUCCAACAACACCUGAAGAACGUAGUAGGUUAUGGUAUUCAGAGGAUGUGCUUGAUGUAUUAUCAAAAGAAUUGGGAACAAAAACUACCGAGGGAAUUGCUUUGAAGUUAUCAAGAAUGAAUCCAAUUUGUUUGAAGACCAAAGCAUUUAAGUACAUGAGGAGACUCAGAUUGCUUCAACUUGCUGGUGUGCAACUUAAAGGAAACUUCAAACACCUUUCGACAGACCUUCGAUGGCUAUGCUGGCAUGGAUGCCCUUCAAGAUAUACAGAAGCAAACUUUGAUCAAAGAAAUUUAGUUGCCAUUGACUUAAAAUAUAGCUACCUCCAACAUGUAUGGAAGAAGGGCCAGAUGAUGAAGAAACUGAAGAUUCUCAAUCUUAGUCAUUCCGAACACUUGACACAUACUCCAGACUUUUCAUACUUGCCCAAUCUUAAAAAGUUAAUACUCAAAGAUUGUCCAAGAUUGUGUUCAAUCUCCCACACCAUUGGACAUCUCAAACGAAUUCUUCUAAUCAACUUGAAAGAUUGUACAAGCCUUCGAGUGCUUCCGAAAAGCAUCUACAAAUUAAAAUCUCUCAAAACUCUCAUUCUAUCUGGAUGUACAAAGAUUGACAAAUUGGAAGAGGACUUAGAACAAAUGAAAUCUUUGACAACAUUGAUGGCAGAUAACACUGCUAUAACCAAAGUUCCCUUUGCACUACCAAGAUUAAACAACAUUGUUUACAUUUCUUUGUGUGGGUUCGAAGGAUUGUGUCGUAAUGUGUUUCCUUCAAUCAUCUGGUCAUGGACCUCUCCAACAAAUAAUCUCUCACCCCAAAUGCAUACAAAUUUGGACCUGUCAAAUCUUGUUUCCAUAAUGGUAUCCAAUAGCAGUAGUUCCCAUGCAGGCCUAUCAUCCAUCAUUAAAGAGCUUCCAAAGGUUCAGAAUCUUCAAUUGGAAUGUGGCUCACAACUAAACAUAUCAGGAAAUGUAAAUUUAGUUUCUUCUAAUGUCACAAAUUUUAAGGAACUGGAAGCACCAUCAAGAACAUCACAUGUCUCAAAUAUGAAUACCUCAGCAUUAGGUGGUUGUUGCAGUGAAGGUUACAUUUCUAGAUCAGAGAACUCCUUGAAUAUCAUUUUAAUCCGAAUGGGAAUGAAUUGCUUAAUCACAAAAGCACUCAUUCAGAGAAUUUCACAGAAGCUUACUAGCAAUUUAGCUGGAGAUUUUUUGCUUCCUGGAAACAACAAUCCUGAUUGGUUAACCUUCAGCAGUGAAGGUUCUUCUGUGAGUUUUGAAGUUCCAAAAGUUAAUGGCCGCAGCUUGAAGGCGGUGAUAUUGUGCAUUGCUUACUCUUCUUCCUCAAACAUCAUUCCAUCUGAAGGAAUAAGUCUAAAGAAUAUGAUGAUCAUAAAUUACACAAAAGCCACCACUCAUGUCUAUGAGGGAGAUACCUUGUCUUCACUUAAAGGUGAAGACUGGCAGAGUGUCUUAUCAAAUCUUGAUGCCAGUGACAAAGUGCAGGUUGUUGCUGUUGUUUUGGGGUAUGGAUUCACAGUGAAGGAAACAACAGUUUAUCUCAUAUAUGAUGAUCCAAUUGACCAAACCAUGAAGCAACAGGAUGAAGGUAUUGUUUCUGGUAAUGAUAUGGUAGCAGAUGAAAAUGUAAUUGUCCAUGGUGGAGAUGAAAAAGAAGAAUUUAAACUCCUUAGAAAGAGAAAAUUCCAAGAGUAUGAUGAUACAUCUAGUGAAGAUGACAGAGUGGGAGAUGUUUAGAUGAUCAUCAAGAAGUAUUACCACUUAGCUUGUUAGUUUGAGCUGAAGCUGUAGAUUAACCGUAGGUUAAGAAAUAAAAUUUAAUCUGGGAUUUAUUUGUUUUAUGUCCUAAAGGCACAUUCUAAGAAUAUAAUGAUAGACA
Messenger RNA from Arachis stenosperma, 4851 nucleotides. Its product is annotated as disease resistance protein RPV1-like. Bases 63 to 4709 code for a protein of 1548 amino acids. NCBI's taxonomy places the organism in Eukaryota, Viridiplantae, Streptophyta, Magnoliopsida, Fabales, Fabaceae. Gene Ontology annotation, biological process: defense response; signal transduction. Gene Ontology annotation, molecular function: ADP binding. The record is from RefSeq and is a predicted model, not a curated record. The transcript has 8 exons.